GGGGAUACGGGGUUCUGUGGGGCUUUAUGAGGGGUAUCUGGAGUUCUGCAUUCCCAUUAUGGGGUUCUGUGGGGGCCCUGCGAGCCCCGAGAGGAGGGAACGGGACGGGAACGGAGCUUCCGGCCGCGCUCGUCAGGGCCAUCUUGGAACAAAAAAUGGCGGCAGCGCAGGCGCGGUGCGGCCGUUACCACGGCAACGCGGACGCCAUGAGGGGUGAGGUGCCGUACUCAGGCUAGCACCUCACCAAGAUGGCCGCCCCGUAGUGCCGUACGUCAAAAUGGCGUCUCACUAAUUUGGCCUGUCCCGGCGCCCGUACUCAAGAUGGCGCCUAUCAAGUGGCAUCAGUGCACCCCCCCCCCGUGCCCGCCCCUGUCUCCCCUCUCCCCAUGGCGGCGCAGAGCCGCGCUCCCCCCCAGCCGCCUCCCUCCCCUCUCCUCACGGCUCCUGCUCCCGCACCUCUCUCUGCACCUCCUCCAUGGCCGCCCUAUGGCGGCGGGCGGGGCGGGGAGGGGCGGGAGGGGGCAGGAGGAGGAAGGGAACCGAGUGGUUCCGGGAGGAGCCGACACCUCCCAUUGCCCCCCCCGCCGGGCACGGCUCAGCCCGGAUCGGCACGGCACGGCUCGGCUCGGCCCAGGGUAGAACCGGGGCACCGAGGGGGUCUGGGGCAGGCCGGCAGCCGGAGGGGAGCAGUCGCGGGGGGGCGGCGCUGCUGUCCCGGCCUGCAGCGGGGACCGUGUCCCCCUUCCCAUCCCUCCUGCCGGAGGCACUCGUGUUCCCCGCGGCCGCUCCGGGUCACGGUCUCCACGGCAACAGCUGCUGCCGCUGCUCCGGGUCACGGUCUCCACGGCAACAGCUGCUGCCGCCGCUCCGGGUCACGGUCUCCACGGCAACAGCUGCUGCCGCCGCUGCUGCACGGACUCGGCAUCCACCUCCUGCACGGCGCCACCACCGUGGUCUUUGGGAGCAGCGUGCAGCCAUGUGCACACUGUGUGUGCCAGAACAGACCCUUUCAAGAGCUCCAGAAGACUUUUUUAGCCUCUUUCUUUCAUCUGCAAGACCAAAAAGGAAAGAGAGGUUUCUGCAACUGGGAAGCAGGAGAAGAGAGCGGAGGUCCCCGGUUUCCUCUUGACAUUUGGGUACUGCCAGCAGAGUUUGCAGCCCUUGGUGUUGUCUUUGUUGAAUUAGGACCUGCACUGCUGAGGAGAAGGCAAGGCCUGGAGGGAGAACCAGGAACAGUGACAAGACUUCACCUGUACCGUAGCUGAUGGUGGGCUCACAGACCAGAACACACACAGCCUAUUGCACAGAUCGGCUUUCCUGGCAGCCCCGGGCAGCACUUGCAGGGACAGAGGUAUGGGACGCCUAAAAAUAGUUACUGAAAGAGACUAAAAGACAAGGACAGCUGGAAAAAACAU
This is a messenger RNA of Melopsittacus undulatus (budgerigar), 1415 nucleotides long. Its product is annotated as translation initiation factor IF-2-like. The transcript is spliced from 5 exons. The record is from RefSeq and is a predicted model, not a curated record. The coding region runs from base 387 to 1265 and encodes 292 amino acids. Lineage: Eukaryota; Metazoa; Chordata; Aves; Psittaciformes; Psittaculidae.